This is a messenger RNA of Abrus precatorius (Indian licorice), 640 nucleotides long. Its product is annotated as early nodulin-93-like. The transcript has 4 exons. The record is from RefSeq and is a predicted model, not a curated record. The coding region runs from base 97 to 447 and encodes 116 amino acids. Lineage: Eukaryota; Viridiplantae; Streptophyta; Magnoliopsida; Fabales; Fabaceae.
AAUUCAAUUUUGUUUUGCCUAUGGUUUGCUUCGAUUCAAAGAACGUGCAACAAAUAGAAGACAAUCUCUGUUAAAGUGAACCGCAACACAGACACAAUGGGUAUUCCAUCGGAACUGAGGGACAUGUUCAUCUCCAACAACAAAAAUUCUUUCCUCAUUGCUUCUCCCGCAGAGAAGAGGAAAAUUUUGCGGACUAAGCAAUGUACUAGUGAAGGUGUGCGUGCUGGAUUCAAGGCAGCUUCCAUUGCUUGUGUUGCCAGUGCUGUGCCUACGUUGGCUGCAGUUCGUAUGAUUCCAUGGGCAAAGGCAAACCUGAAUUAUACUGCUCAGGCACUUAUCAUAUCUGCUGCAUCCAUUGCUGCAUACUUCAUAACUGCUGAUAAAACUAUCUUGGAGUGUGCAAGAAGAAAUGCCCAGCUUGAAGACUCUUUGAGACACAGUCAAUAAUUAUACAGUUAUAUCUUAGAAACUGCAGUAAGUACCAUCGUUGGUCUUGGUGCAUGAUGGUGCUACUUCUUGUAACUCACUCAGCAGGCCUAUUGCAAAGUUUGGUUUAUGGGCCUGUUUCAGAUGGUUUUGAAUGUGUUUACCCUUAAAUAAAAUGCUUUUGUCUUGUGUUAGAGACAUUUGAAAUUGCCGC